CAUAAUCCCAAAUUCAAAGAUCCCAUUGUUGCGGGAGGAAGAAGAAGAUGGACAUUGAAGCAAAGAAUCAGCGAGGUUUCGGUAACCGGAAGCGGAGGAACAUAUGCAUAAGCCUUGGAGUCACUCUAAUCUUGAUUAUAUUAAUACUGGUGAUCUUAGCAUUCACCGUUUUCAAAGCCAAAGACCCCGUAGUCACCGUCGAUUCCGUCGCUCUUGAAAACCUCAGUGUGCGGCUUGACAUGCCCAGAGUGACGGUGAAUAUAAACUUGACCAUCGCCGUCAGUCUCACCGUCGAAAAUCCGAACAAAGUGGGCAUGACGUACAAGGACAGCGCGGCGUUGUUGAUUUACAGAGGAGAGCAAGUGGGAGAAGCUCCGAUUCCUGCGGGGAAAAUAUCGGCCGAUGAAUCAGUUCCUAUGAAUGUAUUGAUGACCGUGAUGGCCGACCGUUUCAUGUCAAAUUCUCAGACUUUUAACGACGUCGUAGCGGGUUCGUUACCUCUCAGCACUAACACAAAAAUUUCAGGGAAAGUUUCAAUCUUUAAUAUGAUUAAGGUUCAUGUGACCUCGGUUUCUAACUGUAGUUUCACUGUUCUUAUAUCUAACCGUACAGUUAGCGACAGGCAGUGUACGUAUAAGAAUAGCUUAUAAUAUCCAGAUUGUCGGCGUCUCGUCUGUAUUUUCUUUUUCUGAUUAUUGAUAUUUUUGUU
Pistacia vera is the source of this 709-nucleotide messenger RNA. RefSeq lists its product as uncharacterized. Bases 48 to 650 code for a protein of 200 amino acids. The record is from RefSeq and is a predicted model, not a curated record. NCBI's taxonomy places the organism in Eukaryota, Viridiplantae, Streptophyta, Magnoliopsida, Sapindales, Anacardiaceae. The transcript has a single exon.